AUUAUGUGUACAAUAACGACCUUACUUACUGCCAGGUUCCUCUUCCACAUGCUGCAAACACUCACAAUUAUGAGGUGCUGGAGCAUCCCCAGAUCCCGUGUUUUGGUCGCUCCCUGGUCGCUUUUUGGCUAGCGCGUUCCUGUCUAGCGUGGGUUGCGCUUUCCUCCCGGGGACCGCUCAAGUCUUUUCCUCAGAGCUCCAUCUCCUACUCCAUCAACCUCUCCCCUCCUCCCUUCCUGCAUCAAUCUCAAUUGGUUGCAGAGCCAUCCCAUUAGACUCUUGAGCACUGCAGUCAUGUUCUCAAGGGCCAUCCGCCAGUCCAGCCGCCGGGUCGCCGCAAUCUCUGCCUCGAGCAGGAUUGCUUCGGCCCGCGCCCCUGCGUUCACCGCUGCUCGCGCCUACGCUGUCGAUGCUAAGGCCACCCCCACCGAGGUCUCCUCCAUCCUGGAGCAGCGCAUCCGUGGCGUCCAGGAGGAGAACUCCCUCGCCGAGACCGGUCGUGUCCUCUCCGUCGGUGACGGUAUCGCCCGUGUCCACGGCAUGAACAACGUCCAGGCCGAGGAGCUCGUCGAGUUCGCCUCCGGUGUCAAGGGCAUGUGCAUGAACCUCGAGGCCGGCCAGGUCGGUGUCGUGCUUUUCGGUUCCGAUCGUCUCGUCAAGGAGGGCGAGUCCGUCAAGCGUACCGGAGAGAUUGUCGAUGUCCCCGUCGGCGAGGCUCUUCUCGGCCGUGUCGUUGACGCUCUCGGCAACCCCAUCGAUGGAAAGGGUCCCCUCAAGACCACCGAGAGGCGCCGUGCCCAGCUCAAGGCCCCCGGUAUUCUGCCCCGUCAGUCCGUCCGCGAGGCUGUCCAGACUGGUCUCAAGUCCGUCGACGCCAUGGUCCCCAUCGGCCGUGGUCAGCGUGAGUUGAUCAUUGGUGAUCGUCAGACCGGAAAGACCGCCGUCGCCCUCGACGCCAUGCUUAACCAGGGUCGCUGGAACAAAGGUACCGACGAGAAGAAGAAGCUUUACUGCAUCUACGUCGCCAUUGGUCAGAAGCGAUCCACCGUUGCCCAGCUCGUCAAGACUCUUGAGGAGAACGACGCCAUGAAGUACACCACCAUUGUUGCCGCCACUGCCUCCGAGGCCGCUCCCCUGCAAUACCUGGCCCCCUUCACUGGUUGCUCCAUGGGAGAGUGGUUCCGUGACAACGGCAAGCACGCUCUGAUCAUCUACGACGAUCUUACAAAGCAGGCUGUAGCCUACCGUCAAAUGUCUCUGCUGCUCCGUCGUCCUCCUGGUCGUGAGGCUUACCCCGGUGACGUCUUCUACCUCCACUCUCGUCUCCUCGAGCGUGCGGCCAAGAUGAACGACUCCCUCGGCGGCGGCUCGCUCACUGCCCUUCCCAUCAUUGAGACCCAGGGUGGUGACGUUUCCGCUUACAUUCCCACCAACGUCAUUUCCAUCACCGACGGCCAGAUCUUCUUGGAGGCUGAGCUGUUCUACAAGGGUAUCCGCCCCGCGAUUAACGUCGGUCUUUCCGUCUCCCGUGUCGGUUCCGCUGCCCAGGUCAAGGCCAUGAAGCAGGUCGCUGGUUCUCUGAAGCUCUUCUUGGCCCAGUACCGUGAGGUCGCCGCCUUCGCCCAGUUCGGUUCCGAUUUGGAUGCCGCCACCAAGCAGACCCUCGCCCGUGGUGAGCGUCUGACUGAGCUCCUCAAGCAGAAGCAGUACAGCCCCAUGGCCGUCAACGAGAUGGUUCCCUUGAUCUACGCCGGUGUCAACGGUCUUCUCGACAAGGUCCCCGUCAACAAGAUCCUGACAUGGGAGGCCGACUUCCUCGCCCACCUCAGGUCGAACGAGUCUGAGCUUCUUGCCACCAUCGAGCGGGAAGGUGCCCUCAGCAAGGACCUCGAGUCCAAGCUGAAGGAGGUUGCCAUUAGCUUCACCAAGAGCUUCACGGCAUAAAUGACAAGGGGUUGAAGAAUGUAUAAUAGAAGAUGCGUCCUCGCCAUCAGCUGUUUCAAUAUGAGAAGGUUCUUUUUCGUCAUUGCAGCGACUGAUGGGUGUGCGUGCGUGUCGGACGAUACCUCCUCGGAAGACGGGGUUUCUGCGAUCUCCGAGAUGCUUUCCUCUGUUAGCGGUAAAUAUGCGGAUGCAGACGUUGUAUAUCGCGAAUCCAUUUCUGUUCUGUUACAGAUGUGUUGUGAUGUGAAAGUUUGACUGUAUUGUGAGUGUGUGGUGUUGACGCAUAGAUUGUGCAAGAUGUCGAUGUGCUCCGCCUGGCAGCUGCAUCUUGACGUACUCCAAGAGUGUUCAUGGACGUGCGAGCUGGUCAAGGCACGGAGUUGAGGUGUACCGCAUAAGCAAACAACA
This is a messenger RNA of Boeremia exigua, 2352 nucleotides long. RefSeq names its product ATP synthase-like protein subunit alpha. The coding region runs from base 295 to 1944 and encodes 549 amino acids. Gene Ontology annotation, biological process: proton transmembrane transport; proton motive force-driven ATP synthesis. The record is from RefSeq and is a predicted model, not a curated record. Lineage: Eukaryota; Fungi; Ascomycota; Dothideomycetes; Pleosporales; Didymellaceae. Gene Ontology annotation, molecular function: ATP binding; proton-transporting ATP synthase activity, rotational mechanism; ADP binding. The transcript is spliced from 11 exons.